ACUUGGAUAGGCGACCUGUACUUGGCCGUGUUUUGCGUUCCUCCUUUACGCCCUCUCUUCUGAUUGGCUCCCGUUGAAGGCAGGGCCAUAUAAAUACGCUCAAGUUCAUUUCUUCUUUCCUUUUCGUUUUGGGAAGCUCGCACGGCUCUCGGUACCAGCAUGCCUGUCAUCAGAACCCUGUGCAAGGUGGCCAAGCAGGCCCUGCUCAGCACCCCAGGGUGCGGUUGCCAGCCCCUGACAGUGGCUGUACGCAACAUCAGCUUCUCCCCUCGGCAGGUGACUUCUGAUGCCAGCUUCCACUCCGUGUCCUUCUCCGAAACGGACCACCCCAAGGUGCUCAUUACAGGUGGCCUGGGGCAGCUCGGGGUGGGGCUCGCCAAAAUGUUGAGAAAGCGGUUUGGAAAGGACAACGUCAUCCUGUCAGACAUCAGGAAACCUCCAAGAAACGUCUUCCACAGCGGCCCCUUCAUCUACUCCGACAUCUUGGACUACAAGAACCUGCGGGAGAUCGUGGUGAACAACCGCAUCACCUGGCUGGUGCACUACAGCGCUCUGCUCAGCGCUGUCGGAGAGGCCAACGUGGCCCUCGCGCGCUCCGUGAACAUCACCGGGCUCCACAACAUCCUGGACAUCGCGGCGGAGCACGGCCUGCGUCUGUUCGUCCCGAGCACCAUCGGCGCCUUCGGCCCCACUUCCCCCCGCAACCCCACGCCGGACCUCUGCGUGCAGAGGCCCCGCACCAUCUACGGCGUCUCCAAGGUCCACGCCGAGCUGAUGGGCGAGUACUACCACCACCGCUACGGGCUUGACUUCCGCUGCCUCCGUUACCCGGGAAUCAUCUCUGCGGACUCCGUGCCGGGCGGCGGCACAACAGACUACGCCGUCCAGAUUUUCCACGACGCAAUCAAGAGCAGCAAGUUCGAGUGCAACUUGAAGCCCAGCACGCGGCUGCCCAUGAUGUACAUUGACGACUGCUUGCGCGCCACGCUGGAGGUGAUGGAGGCGCCGGCCGACACGCUGAGCAUGAGGACCUACAACAUCAACGCCAUGAGCUUCACCCCCGAGGAACUGGCCCAGGAGCUCCAGAAGCAGAUGCCCGAGCUGCAGGUCACGUACGACAUCGACCACGUACGGCAGGCCAUCGCUGACAGUUGGCCAAUGAACUUCGACGAUUCCAACGCCCGGAAGGACUGGGGCUGGAAGCACGACUACGACCUGCCGGAGCUUGUCCAGACGAUGCUCAACUUCUUUGCCGCCGAGUCGCGGAUGGCCGGAGCCAGCUGAGGCCCCCGGACGUGCGUCCGAGUAUUCUUUGUACAUAGUGUAAAGACUCAGCGGAGGAGAAUAGAGGAGCUUGGCCUGUACAUAGUCGUUGUCUCGCUUCUACUCUGUGAAAUCAGAAGGGCUCUGCAUGCGCGCCCAAAGGUCAGCGCGGUCCAGAUUCUCCGCUCCUGUCCAUCUUCUCACACUGCGCCCCCCCCCCCCCCCCCCCCCGCCCUUGUUUCUCUGCUUUGGGGAGCGAGCGGUUUGUCAGUGGAAGAUUGCCAUCAGGGAUGAAAACAUACAAGAAGAUGACAGACAUGUUGGUGAUCGGCGCAACAUUUUUGCAUUGUUGCAAAAAUCCAUUCAACAAACUCUGAAUGUUGCAUUUUGUGUUUGUUAACGGUUUCCACCCGUUUUUUUUCUCCAAAUCAAAUUUGAAAUGUUUUGUCAAAAUGCUGGUAUUCUGGGCCUAAAGCUCCUGGGUUUAAAAUCUAGUAAGUAUGUGUUGACAGGUGUACGAGUACACAAGUAAUGUGUAUCUAAUAUUUACAAGUAAAUAGGUCCAAUCAACUGUGGAGGGCAAUUUCUGAUGAAGUAAAUCUGUAUUUCAGCAGAAAAGUAUUGUUCUUUUGUCUAUUCGGCGUACGAUUAUUUAUUUUGUCUAUUGAUAAACGUGUGGGAGCUUUCUAAGUGUUCCUGUCCACUUUUAAGAUUUAGCUUUUUAAAUCCACCCUGUGGGAUUAUUUUGACACUGAGGGGAAAUGUGACGCUGUAAGCCACUUUUCACAUUUGGCCGCGUUUGUCGAUUCCUCUAUUGCAACAUUUCUUUGACUGUAAGUGGUUUCCAUUUGAAGUCUGUUCUUCCAAUCACACAACAAGCUUUGACAAUAAAACCUUUUUUCCCACACAC
Pungitius pungitius (ninespine stickleback) is the source of this 2173-nucleotide messenger RNA. RefSeq names its product L-threonine dehydrogenase (gene tdh). The transcript is spliced from 9 exons. Bases 160 to 1284 code for a protein of 374 amino acids. Lineage: Eukaryota; Metazoa; Chordata; Actinopteri; Perciformes; Gasterosteidae. Gene Ontology annotation, molecular function: L-threonine 3-dehydrogenase activity. Gene Ontology annotation, biological process: L-threonine catabolic process. The record is from RefSeq and is a predicted model, not a curated record.